This is a messenger RNA of Hylaeus volcanicus, 4835 nucleotides long. RefSeq lists its product as uncharacterized. The record is from RefSeq and is a predicted model, not a curated record. The transcript is spliced from 13 exons. Gene Ontology annotation, molecular function: protein binding. Lineage: Eukaryota; Metazoa; Arthropoda; Insecta; Hymenoptera; Colletidae. The coding region runs from base 292 to 3510 and encodes 1072 amino acids.
CGUUACACCUCUGUUGCUAUACUCCUAAACAGAACGGCUAGUACAACCAACCAUUGAGAGGUUUACCACAUGACAAUUUGUUUGUUUAUAUUUAUUCCAAAUCUGUGCGACUGCGUCCACUUCAUCUCUAUUUGGAACUUCAGAGCGUGAAUUAUCAGCGAUAUGAGAUCGUGUAGAAUUUCUCUUUGGAUGUUUCGAAGACGGUGAGGUCGAACGUGCAACGGAUACCAUAAAAAUGCUUUAUACCGUAAUAAGAAGAGACAGAAGAACGUUUACUUCCAUCGGAGAAAGAUGUAUCAUCGGUUUCGAAUUGCGGUUCUGGCGAUAUUGUGGUGGUUGAGCGUCGCGUCGAGCGAAGGCGACGUCGUCCGCAACGAGGACGUCUGCGGGCCUCAGAAUGGUCGACGACUGUACCUGGAGCUAGGGGAGAAGGGUAUUCUAUAUGCGAAGAACGUUUCCGUUGCGAAGAACGAAGCUAGACAAGACAGGUCACGCGGUUUCGCGAGCAACAGUUCCCAUGCCCAAUGCAGUCUCGAGCUGGUGACCUGUCCAUCCUGCGUUAUUAUUGUUACCUUCCAACACGUUGGUUUGGCUCAUCAUUGCGGCGAUGGUAGCGUUGUGAUGGACAGCCCGUGUAGGUGCGACUACGUCUGGAUCUCGGAGCCACCGUACGAGGAUGUGUCUGGAACUCCAUUUUGCGGAUUGUACGCGCCUAUUACGUAUAGGUCGAGCACGAGAAUCUUGUCGAUCACUCUGUUUUACAGUCAGUCGCACAAGCACGCGUUUACGCUCGAGUACACGGCGGAAAGAAAUAGAUUGCAUUUGAGGGGUACGGAACUGACGUCGACAGGCCAAUCGGUGAAGGGAUUGAACAGCACAGGUGGCGGGAUCUUGACGUCUCCGUUCUUUCCAGCUCGUUAUCCUCGCGACUUGGGAAUGGAGUACAUUAUCACGUGCCCAAGCGAAGCUCCGUCCUGUCGCAUAAGACUGCUCUUCAGCGAUUUUCAAUUGGCGACGGUAUCCAUUAUGGAAUUCUACGAUUGGAACGGGCAACGGCUGGACGUGAGCAGUGGUGCGAGGUUUCGUCCACCAGUGAUAAUGAGCUCGGGCUCCUCGUUACUGAUACGAUUCUACGCGAACGGUGGCACGGGAUUGGGCUACAAAGCAUUCUACUCGUUCGUGAUAGGCCAUGUGUUGGACAAGUCCGUUCAACCGAUCACCGACUGCGGCGGCUACGUGGAGAACCUUGGCGGCACCAUCACCAUGAUGGACAUGGUUGACGAGGGAGUGAAGACUUACGAUUGCGUCUGGCUUAUUCGGCCACCGAAGAAUUUUUUGCAUAUGAAGACGCACAUGUACCUGAAGGUGAUAACUUUUGCAGACAUGGCCGGAAGCACGGAACUGGUGGUGAGGCAGGGUCCAACCUCGGCCCUGUUGCCACUAGAAAUUUUGAGACACCCUGCAAGCCAAGUCCAACCACCAAGGCACAGGGAACACAUAGAACCAGUUGCUAGCGGUUUCCACGUCAGUCUCCGAGGAACGUUCAGUUCAUCGUCGCAUUUAGCCAUCGCCUACGCGGCCUUCAGUUACAUGGAUUGCUUUGCGGGAUCUGAUUUCCUCUGUCGCAAUCAUAGAUGCAUACCGAAUCAGUUGAACUGCGAUGGAUUCGAUCACUGCGGCGACGACAGCGACGAACCAGCUACAUGCUUCCGAGAUUGGGAAUUGGAACCCGAGGAUAGAAAGUGGCACUUGAACAAGGCGAACUAUUACUUCCCAAAGAUUGACCGGUAUCCGGAUUUGAAGACGGCUACCCUAGUGUUCAUAGCCAGCAGCCUCGGUUUGAUCAUUCUGAUAUCGGCUUUGAUCGUUCUGCUGUAUAGAAUGGGCGCCAGGGCGAGGCAGCAAAGGGAGUUGCAAUCGAGACUACAGACGAUCAGCGAGUUAUUAGUGCUCGAUAUUGCAGACGGUGCACGAAUCGACGAGAUCUCGGUGUCGGAUGAUCCCCCGGUUUACGAGGCUCCUCCUGGUUAUGACGAGGUCGUCAAGUUCGGAUUCGACACGGAUAUCGUUUCUAGAAAAAAGAGGAGGGCAAUUGGCCGAGAACCGCGCAGCAGGAGUUCACCAAGUCGGAAUUGCUCGAUGGACGUUGCUCGAUCUUCCAAUUGCUCGGCGACUGAAAUGGUUAGCACCAGCCGUGGUAAUGAAAUGACGUCGACACAGAGCGCCAACGCCACACCUGUUUCGAAGACCCCGCGAUCUCGCUGCUUGCCCGACAGUCCACCGCCACCGUACGUCACUCCUCCAGGAUCCUUGUUGCGAAACUUCAGCGCGCCAAAUUCGACGGCUAUGUCUAGUGCGGGUGAAAGAGAGCCAGACAACGACCGAGCAGGGGAGGAUGCUGCUGCUGUGAGACUGCGGCGCGAGUGGUAUCGUCGAGGCAGGCAGUUCUCCCUAUCGUUGCCCGGAAACUGCGACCAAUCGUUAGUGUCGUCGGAGGGGCUCGUCCGAGUCUCGCAAUCCGUCGACGCCGAUCUUCUCGGUGGGUAUCUUCGGAAACGCGACGCUUCGAGUUCGUUUAGCACGGUCGACGCAUCCUGUGAUUCGCAGCCGAGGAGCUUGUGCGGUGCCUUGAGCGGCACCGAGCCAAACUUCGGCGACCAAGGGGACGUCGAGGCAACGAGCGCCGGGCUCAAUCAGAUGGUCGAGCGAGUCGAGGAAACGGUCGUGCGGCGAACGGUUCGAAAGCUCGAGGCAGGCGUCGUCGAUAGCAGCAAGAUGGGCGACACCACGCCGUUCGUAUGUUCCUGCGAAGGAGCAUGCGGUUGCGCCACGGUUCGUCGAUCGCUGUCGAUCAGGGAGCGACGCGAGAUCGACGUCGCUCGUUUUUGGCCGUUUCGUCGCGUCUCCAUUGAGCAAGAUGACCAGGAGACGGAGAAGGACGAGUCGAGCGAACGACAGGCGGUCGAAGAGCAAGAGGAGGAGCCGUCUCGAACGAAGAGCGCGAUAGUCAGGUUGCUUGGUGCGAGGGCUGGUAGAUGGCAGUGCGGUAGCGGCUGUUCGACGACCAGUUCGACGCCAUGCGGAACGCUACGUAGGUCUCCGAGGAAGUUCACUGUUUGUUCGCGCGACAGCCACAUCGGACGAAUUUCACCGAUGGGAUCGACCGCCAGUUACGAGAAGCUGAAUAACUGCGACUUCGAUGUUGCGCGCAAUAAACUUCUCCACGUAUCCGAUCCCAGCUUGAUCAGUUCCAACGCACAGGGACGCCGCGCGCGACGGUAUUCGAGCUGCGAUCUGGAAGGUCUCUACGAGGGCAUCAGGGUUCUAGACGGAGUUCUAACACGAAGAGGCUUGGCGAUGACGCACGGCCGCAAACAAUCGGUUACGAUCAUGUUGUUCGGUACACCAGACCACGGGGCCAUGCGUCGACGGGCGAUGGCUGACACGGAGAACAGAGCCCACGAAACUCUCCGGGUCUCUCGUUAUAGCUUAGAUGCCAUUUCCAAUUGAUCACUCUCUGUCUUCCACUCUAAGAAGUUUAUAUACGCGUGUAACGUCUUCAUACCCCACAUUAUCAUUUUCGAUAUUAAAGUAAGAUUCGACUUGGGUUCAAAGACGUUAAAGGGUAAAUCAAGAUGUCUCUUCUCGCAAUGUUCACGCUAUGAGAUCAGCUUUGAGGAUUAGAUCAGUAGAUGAUAGCUAUCCGUGCCGUUACGGAAAAAUUACUAGCUUUGACACCGACCACCAGUGCCGUCUCAAUGUAUGCUCGGGGACCCCGAGCUAAUUUAUGCUACGUUGAACUCAUGUGUGGCACAAAUGUAUAUUUGAAAAUGAAUGUGAACUUUGUACGGCAUUGGUCACUAAAAAUCUACCUCCCAAAUUAUAUCGACGUAAGAUUGAAUUGGAUUCACUCAUGCGUAUAAAGCAUGAUAUCCUGAAGACCAUGCAUUUUAAGACAGGCCUGUCAACCACGACGUUAUUUUUUCUGGACAGGUGUUUAGGUUGGUGAUGGAACUGGUAACUUUUUCUGCUCACAGUUCACAAGGGUCAUCUUAUAGUGUAAAGAUUAUACCAGUGCUUUCUUUGUACGCAAAGAAUUAGUGUAAGUUUGGCGCAUAGCGCUCAGGAGUAACAAGACCUUAAAGUCUUUAGCCUCUUAUAUCCAAGACCGCUAAUAGGUGUGCUAUCCAACUGGUGGGCUUUACUUGUGAUUUUUAUUGGGAUUACUAGACCUCUCAUCGCUAUACAGAUCAUCGAGUACACAUCAUCGAUGACUCGUUCACCUCUAAUCUUCAGUAUUAUGAAGAACAGGAGGCAGAGCCCUAGUAAUUUACCCUUCGAAGUUCUUGAACCAGCAAUCGAGUUGCAUGUUAGCUUAUCGUUGGUUUCAGACAAUUUAAAAUAAAGUUCUUUGGGGUGACAAGCAGAAGACACGAGCGUAAAAGCCGCUUUUGGAGUGACACUACAUGACAAUUGUAUUAUACACCUAGUAUUGUUGGUGAUAUGAAUUAAGCAUUUUGUUUUUCGGAUUGGUAUACGUAGAGCGAAAACAAGAGAAGCGUAAUGUGCCACAGUCAGCACCGAAUAAGAAAGAAAUACAUCGCGUCGUUUCGAACGAUGUUUUGUCUCCCUUCUUCCCGCUCGGUGACGAGCUACUUUACUCAAUUCUCCUGAAACCGAGCGGCCAAGGGGGACUGCGAAGGAGAUUCCCGAGCUUGUGACAGAUAGAGUCACCUUAAAUUUAAUUAAUCUUUGGUUACUAUGUAUAAUAUAACUGAGAACUGUACAGAACUAUAACUAUAAUAAAUAUAUUAUAUCACUAUACAAAAUACAAA